Molecule: messenger RNA, 861 nt
Organism: Entrophospora candida
Lineage: Eukaryota; Fungi; Glomeromycota; Glomeromycetes; Entrophosporales; Entrophosporaceae
Source: the annotation of a GenBank genome assembly
AUGGGUAAGAGAAAAAAUAACAAGAAAAUCAUUAUUCGUCCUUGGUGUUGGUAUUGUGAACGAGAUUUUGAAGAUGAAAAAGUGUUGAUUCAACAUCAAAAGGCGAAACAUUUUAAGUGUCCACAGUGUAAUAAAAAACUUAAUACUGCGGGUGGUAUGGUUGUGCAUGUUGCUCAAGUACAUAAAGAAACAAUUGAUAAAGUUCCAAAUGCAAACAAAGGAAGAGAUUCUACUGAUGUUGAAAUUUUCGGUAUGGAAGGGAUUCCACAACAAGAUUUAAUAGCUCAUCAACAAGCAAUUGAAAGUGGCCAACCAAUCAAAAAGAAUAAAAUGGAAGAGCCAGUUGAAUUUUCCAGUCAAGAAAUUAAAAAACGUCUUGCUCAACAUCAAGUUAUGAUGCAAAAUGCUCCUUCAAUUACUACUGCAGCAGCUGCUACUAUCAAUGCUACUAUUAAUGCCGCUGCACAGCAACAACCUUUCUCCUUUUCUUCACCUGCUUAUCCAACUUCGCAAUCUCAAGCCAUUGCAUCAUCAUUAAUGCCUCAUCAAUAUAGUCACUUCUAUCAAAGACCUAAUACAUAUCAUCCAUAUCUCAACGCAACUCCAUUGUAUGGUGGUGCCACACAACAUUCGUACGUUCCAUCGAAUCAACAACCAUCUGCAACUAGUGUAUUUCCACAUCGUCCAAUAGUUUCAAAUGUUUCCACUGCCACUGCCGCUGCCUCGUCACCACAAAUCUAUCCUCAUCUUCACCAUAAUCCACAUGCUGCCUCUGGUCAACCUUUUACUGCCGAAAAACGUGCAGAACAUGAAAAAUAUCGAUUUAAUGAGGAACUAUUUAAAAAACAGGCACAACUAUAA